GCCGAGGCGGCGCGGCCAUGUCCUUUGAAUAAGGCCUUCCCGAGGCGCGCGACAGAGAGGCGUGGGUUGUACGGGCGUGUGAUUGUUUCGCUAGGGUCCAGGUCGCGGUUCGGGGCGGAGACGCCGCGGACCACGAGCCUUCCUUGUGCCUUCAUCGGCUCUCCCGCCCCAGCCGCUCACCGGGCAGAAGCGUGGGAGGUGGAUUAAGUGGGAGCAGGUGAGGCCCGCCCGCUACUGAGAGAUCGACUCCUACGUUUGACUGUCCGUUGCUCACAAACUCUUUAUCCGCACGGGGUGGCAGGAGAAGCACUGAACAUGCAGUGUUGACGUUCAGGCCAGAUGCAAGCCAGAUUUCUAGUGCUGUUGAGUGAAAAUUCUAGAGACAUCCUGCCUCCUUAGGAGCCUACACUGCCAGGCAGCAGAAUUGUGAACUAGAGUGAAGCAGAAAUCUAGGAAUAUGAGCUCCAUGAUGGCCAUGGGUGAACCAAGGCUGAACUGGGAUGUUUCCCCCAAAAAUGGCCUUAAGACAUUUUUCUCUCGAGAAAACUAUAAAGAUCAUUCCAUGGCUCCAAGUUUAAAAGAACUGUGUAUUUUAUCUAGCAGACGUAUAGGAGAAAAUUUGAAUGCCUCAGCAAGUUCCGUAGAAACUGAGCCGGCAGUUAGUUCAGCAACUCAAGCAAAGGAAAAAGUGAAAACCACAGUUGGAAUGGUUCUUCUUCCAAAACCAAGAGUUCCUUAUCCUCGUUUCUCUCGUUUCUCACAGAGAGAGCAGAGGAAUUAUGUGGAUUUGUUGGUUAAAUAUGCAAAAAUCCCUGUGAGUUCCAAAGCUGUUGGAAUAAAUAAAAAUGAAUACUUGCAGUACUUGGAUAUGAAAAAACAUGUGAAUGAAGAAGUUACAGAAUUCCUAAAAUUUUUGCAGAAUUCUGCAAAGAAAUGUGCACAGGAUUAUAAUAUGCUUUCUGAUGACGCUCGUCUCUUCACAGAGCAAAUUUUAAAAGCUUGUAUUGAACAAGUGAAAAAGUAUCCAGAAUUCUAUACUCUCCAUGAAGUCACCAGCUUAAUGGGAUUCUUCCCAUUCAGAAUAGAGAUGGGAUUAAAGUUAGAAAAAACUCUUCUUGCAUUGGGCAGUGUAAAGUAUGUGAAAACAGUAUUUCCCUCAAUGCCUGCAAAGUUGCAGCUGUCAAAAGAUAUACCCACCACUGAAACACCAGAACAAACAGCUGCAGCUAUGCAUUAUGACAUUAGUAAAGACCCAAAUGCAGAGAAGCUUGUUGCAAGAUAUCACCCUCAGAUAGCUCUAACUAGUCAAGCAUUAUUUACCUUAUUAAAUAAUCAUGGACCAAGCUACAAGGAACAGUGGGAAAUUCCAGUGUGUAUUCAAGUAAUACCUGUCACAGGUUCAAAACCAGUUAAAGUAAUUUAUAUUAAUUCACCACUUCCCCAAAAGAAAAUGACAAUGAGAGAGAGAAAUCAAAUCUUCCAUGAAGUUCCCUUAAAAUGCAUGAUGUCCAAAAACACAACUGUUCCAGUCUCUGCAGUAUUUAUGGACAAACCAGAAGAUUAUAUAUCUGAAAUGGAAUCCAUCUUUGGAAAUGCCCCUUCGAUCCUUGGGAGGGAAAAGAUGUCUUAUGAAGUUAAUGAGUGCCGAAAAAUUGAGACCCAUGAAAACUUGGAUCUGGAUUUUGAUGAUGACGUCACAGAACUUGAAACUUUUGGAGUAACCACCACCAAACCAUCAAAGUCACCGAGUCCAGCAAGUACUUCCAUAGUACCCAAUGUGACAGAAAUGCCCACAGCCCCCAGCAUAGCAAUCACAUCUGAGGCACCAAUUGCACCAGACAUUACUGCUCAUUCUAGAAGUAUAUCUCAGAUUCUGAUGGAACAGCUGCAGAAGGAGAAACAGCUGGUGACUGGUAUGGACAAUGGCCCUGAAGAGUGCAAAAACAAAGAUGAUCAGGGAUUGAUCCCCUGUGGUGAAAAUGUAUCAAAUUCUGAGAAGUCUUUGGUACAAGAUAGUGACUUGAAAACAUCUGAUGCCUUACACUUAGAAAGUUCUUCAGAAAUUGAAACCUCUAAUAAAAAUGAUAUGACUUCUGAUAUGGAGUGUGUUGAAAGAGUGAAUGUUCCAGAGAACACAGACAAUAAUUCAAAGGAAAAGCCUGUUACAUCAGAAGCAGCUAAAACUGAAGAUGUAAUUCUUUGCCAUAGUGAUACAGAUGAAGACUGUUUAAUCAUUGAUACAGAGUGUCAAAAUAAUAGUAAUGGAAAGACUGCUGAUACGGGUUCUAAUUUAAGUUCUAAACCAGCUAGCCUAAAUUCUUCCUCAGGACAGGCUUCUGUAGGAAACCAGACUAAUACUACUUGUAGUCCUGAAGAGUCAUGUGUUUUAAAAAAACCUAUCAAACGAGUGUAUAAAAAAUUUGAUCCAGUUGGAGAAAUUUUAAAAAUGCAGGAUGAACUCUUAAAACCAAUUUCCAGAAAAAUACCUGAAAUGCCGUUGAUGAAUUCAGAAAAUUCUAAACAACCUCCUAGUUCUGAGCAGCCCUCUGCUACUUCAGAUGCCUCUAGUUGGCCAAAAUCUAUAUGGCCUUCUGUGUUUCAGAAGCCAAAAGGACGAUUGCCAUAUGAACUUCAGGACUAUGUUGAAGAUACAUCAGAAUAUGUAGCUCCUCAGGAAGGAAAUUUUGUUUACAAGCUUUUUAGCCUACAAGACCUGUUGUUACUUGUGCGAUGCAGUGUCCAGAGGAUAGAGACCAGACCACGCUCUAAAAAACGGAAGAAAAUCAGAAGACAAUUUCCAGUUUACGUACUACCAAAAGUGGAGUAUCAAGCUUGUUAUGGAGUUGAAGCUCUGACUGAAAGUGAACUUUGUCGCUUAUGGACUGAAAGUCUAUUGCAUUCCAACUGCUCAUUUUAUGUUGGACAUAUUGAUACAUUUACUUCAAAGCUUUUCCUGCUAGAAGAAAUCACCUCAGAAGAAUUAAAAGAAAGACUUUCAGCCCUCAAGAUAUCAAGUUUAUUUAACAUCCUUCAACACAUUCUAAGAAAAUUAAGUAGCUUGCAGGAGGGUUCCUACUUGUUGUCUCAUGCAGCAGAAGAUUCUUCACUCCUGAUCUACAAGACUUCUGAUGGAAAAGUUACUAGGACAGCGUACAAUUUGCAUAAAACACAUUACAGCCUUCCUGGUGUGCCUUCCAGUCUCUCAGUUCCCUGGGUCCCGUUAGACCCCAGUCUCUUAUUACCAUAUCAUAUCCAUCAUGGAAGAAUACCUUGUACUUUUCCACCUAAAUCACAAGGUCCCACAACACAACAACAAAAGGUUGGUGGAACAAGAAUGCCUACCCGCAGCCGCAGGAAUUCAGUUUCCAUGGAAACCAAAAGUCUGCCUGCUCAGCAAGUUGAAAAUGAAGGAGUGGCUCCAAGUAAAAGAAAAAUAACUUAAGGACUGUACCAUCGAAAAUGAAGAAAAACCAGUUAUCACAACAACCAAUUUAGAAAAGUUUGAGGGGAAAUAUACCUGAAAGAUCUGUAGGCAAGAGGAAUGUUUUUCUUUUACUGUUCUUGAGAGUUUUUAUAGUGCCUUGAAAAUACACAUUGACUAUGUGAAGCAGUGAUCCAACUAAAAUGGAAUGUUGUGCUCUUAACACCUGAUGUUUGAGGAGACUCCAGAUAUGGUUUAACAUUAUUGUGGCAGGGAAAUAAAGAGAGAAGAAAAUAUUUUUAUAGUAGACCUUUUGCAAAAAAUUUUAAGUAGGAAAACAAUUUGCUUUUGCGAGAGCAAUAUUUAUCAUUAUGUAUUAUGUUAAUAAUUUGAGUUGUAUUGCCGGUCUGUUGAGGUUGGCUCAAAAGGUUAAAUCUUGCCACUGUCAGAGAUAAUUUUGAACUACAUAAACCUUAUUUCUGACCCAUUUGACAGUUUUUAUAUACUACUUUAAAAUGAUGAUUGAUGCAGGUUAAAGAAGUUAAUAUCUUGAAAAACUUGGUGAAAUUCCAUUCCAGAAGCCAAAAAGGAAAAUAAAAAAUAAAAAACCCUCUGCCUCUGAAAAUUCACAAGUAAGUUAACAGUUUUUUAUUGGGCAGUCAUCAGUUUAAAAAGAAAAAACUCUUGUGGUGUAACAGGUUCGGUGACGAAUGCCUCUAUCUCUUGGCACAAAUCCUGGCUAAGUGUUGAAAUAGGCUACUAAAAGCAAAGAGAUGAGUAUAGUUUCCAGAAAAAUCUCAUAUUUCAACCAACAAGGCUAAUGUGUGGUAAAACGGAAGGUAUUUUUCUUCAUCUACACUGAUUCAUUUAAAUUUUUCAAGACCGUGGAGAUGAAUUUGGAAAAAGGCAUGAUCAAUUGAUGUUAUUAUAGUCAAUACUAAGAAGGGAUGGACUUAAGAAGGGAUGGACUUAUUUAACUUUUGUAUUCCUCUUCUUUAAUGUGCACUAAAUAUGUGCAUCUUUUGUAAAAUACAAGCUUUGUAAUAUAGGGCAAUAUUUGCUGUGUUUUUGGAAUUUUUUAUGCAUUUUAUAUUAAUAUAAGAAACUAGUCCUAGAAACCUUCUCAACUGUUAUAAAUAGCAGUUAAGUACUUUAUUUACUACCAAGUUUUGAUUUUUUUGGUUGGUUAUAAAUUUUUUUUAAAUUAAUGAGCAAUUACUAGUAAAAUUGUUUUAUGCAUUUUAAUAUAUAGUUUCCUCAUCCUGCCAUUCCCAUUUUAAAAUAUUGAGCUUGGUUUUCAGUGGUCUUGAUCUUUUUUUAACUUUGUCACAUACCCAUAUUUCCCAGAAAUAUUCCAGCUGUGAGUUAUUUGGCAGUGAACCAAGGGAGAGGCAGGGAUUCCCUUGGAAUUUGCUCUUUUAAAAAAACUAAACAAUGAUUGCUUCAGACUUCUGAAUACCAGAAAGAGUUGGCUUUCAUUUUUUUAGUAUACUUUUUACUUAGUAAAAUGUGUGAUCUUACAGGUGGUUAUUUUGAAAUUAUCUUAGCCAGCUAUGUGAGUAACCGUGAUAAUAUAAAGCUAGACUUUGUUUUCCACUUGUGCUUUAUCAAGCCUCUUUUUUCUAAUGUAUAUUUGAUCUUGUCUUGUGUUCUUUUUCUUGAUUUUUAGUACUGAGAAUGUAUAAGCAAGAAAGUGACAUUGACAGUAUGAGCAAAGAUUAAAAAAAAAACAGACUCAAUGUUGGCAAGGAUGUGAUGAGCCUGACCCACUUAUAUCUCUGAGGUGAAGGUAUAAACAUUUCAUUCAGUAAAUGUAUGAGUGCAUCUGUACUGUAUGCCACACAACCUAAAGUAGGUCCUUAUGUUUACCCUCUGAUAAAAUUCUUUUUUCAUAUAUCACAGUAUUUGUUUAUUUAACUUACUGUCUUUCUUCUUGAAUAGAAUACAAGCUAUGCCAGGGUAGGGCAUAUUUGUUUUGUUCACUAGUGUGUAACAAACACCUAAUACAGUGUCUAUUGUAGUUGCUCAGUAGAUAUAAGUUGAAUGUAGGAAUAAAUGAAUGUCUAGGUAUCGAGGAUAGAUUUUUUUUUUCCUCAGGAGCUAACAUUCUAGUGGAAGACACAUGCUGAUCUAUGUGAUAAGUGCCCUGAUAAAGUACUAUAAGAAAGUCAUCUAAUCUGGACCUGAUAAUUAAGGAAGGUUCUGAGAUAAACCUUGAGCUGAGGCUUUUAAAAAAGAGUAAGAAUUAUAAGGAAAGAAUGAAAGAUCUUCCACACAGAAAGAAAGCAGCAUAUGCAAAGGCGAAAGAUGGCCAGAUUGUAGGCUGUGAACGUGGAGAUGAGAGAAAAAGCUAUAGGACACGACAGACAUGCCAUGCUAUGACAUUUGAAUUUUGUCCUGUGCAAUGUGGGAACCAGUAGUGAUUUUUUAAUAAAAAUAAAUAACAUGAUCAGAUAUAUUCUUCAAAAAGUUCUUAUUGGCAUUAAUCUAGAGAAUGGAAUGGAGCUGGGAAAGACUAUAGGGAAGGAGAAAAGUUGCAAAGGUAUCUUACCAAAAUUGAAAAAUGGUAAAGGCCCUGAACUAAAGCAAUAAGAGUAGGGAUGGGGAACUUCCCUGGCAGUCCAGUGGUUAAGACUUGGUGCUUCCACUGCAGGGGGCGCAGGUUCAAUCCCUGGUCGGGGAACUAAGAUCCCACAUGCCGUCAAGCAAUAAAUAAAUAAUAAAAAUUAAAACUUGUGCUUAUUAAAGGCCAUGCCAGUCACCUAUCCAGAAAGACUGAAGUUCCAUGUUUUGGAUACAUUUUUACAAUACUGUCUAGCUCACAAUGUUACUAUAUGUCAUUUAAGAGCAACAAGGUAAGUAUAAAUUCAGGUUAGAUUUAACAAUUUGGAAGACACUGUAUUUAAAACCUCUUAAAAACAUUCUAUCUAGCACCCAAAACUUGUUUGGACAUGAAUAUGUAAUCUGUGAUUCUUUCUGCAGCAGAAAAACAAAAAACAACAAACUUCCCUUGUCAAAGAGUGAGACCCAUGUCCAGUCACCAGCAUGCUGAAAAGAAGCCUGCUCCACAGCUCUGGGGUUGUGUGAAUGCCAAGUAAACUCAGCUCCUCCCCAGUCUGCAAACUGCUCUUUCAACAAAAUUCUGCCCAACUUAGACUGCAGAAACUAAACUGUAAGGAAGGUAUUUUGAUUUUAGCCUGUUAGAUAGGACUGCAAAUAAAUAGGAUGUUGUGUCCAGGAACAGUCUUACUGACUGCAUCAUCCUCCAUGAGACAAUAUUUAAAUUUACUCCUGAAAGUUUUCAACUGAAAGUGAGAAAUGAGUCCGAAAUAGGUAAUAAAGUGAUUACAAUCUCUUUGUUUAAUUGAAUGAGAAAGUUAACAUUUCUAUAAAACUAAGAAAUAGAAUGUAUUUUAUGGAGUUUGUGUUUUAUGUUCCGCUAGCUUUGGGUCCCAACAAUAUGCAAACAGCAGUUUUACUAAUGUGAAAAAUAAAUAAUUGAAUACAUUUCACAAGUAUAUUAUCUGCCCUCUGCCCCACUAAAAGUGAUGCAAAUUAUAGUUUCCCAAGUGCCGCAGUGGGCAGCUGGAAAUAGUCUCUGUCCAAUUAUACAAUGAGUUCUUUUGAGUUCGGGAAGAGGGUGAGGGAAACUGAAAUCACAGUGCAUCAGGCUUGAAUGUCUUUGUAUAUGUGUGUAUGUUGGGAAGCUAAUGAAGUGGUAGGUCAGUCCCUAAUUCAGUUUGGCUUUUUUUAAUGCUACACUCUAGUGCCUGAAAACUUUUACUCUUAAGGAGCAAGGACUGUGUACCUUACUAAGUGCCUAAGGCCAAAGUGUCAUUUUGCAUAUGAGGGAGUGCUGAGUUUGCUGUCAGCCAAGCCUUCUGCCUCCCAGGAGCCCCUGCUAGAGUUAAUUCACGUCCAGCAGUUGGGGAAAUCUUCAGAAUGUUAAAGACUGUCAGCUGCAACUUGGAGAGUACCAAAUAUGCCUGCCAGAUUUGUGAGAAUGUGGCCGAGCCAAUGAGAUAGAAGGUGCAGAUUUUAAAUCUACUGGAGUUGGACAUGUCAGAAAUGGAUAAUAAGUACUACAGAUCCUCACACAAGUACUCGAGGGGCACAGGCUCCGGACGCCGCGCAGGUUCAGCGGCCAUGGCUCAUGGGCCCAGCCGCUCCGCGGCAUGUGGGACCUUCCCGGACAGGGGCACGAACCCGUGUCCCCUGCAUCGGCAGGCGGACUCCUAACCACUGCGCCACCAGGGAAGCCCUGUUGGGUCUGUUUUAAUGAGUAGAUAAGACCUGUUUACGUUUAGUAACAUCCAUGUGCCUAUAGACAUUAAUGUGCCUAAAUCAGUUACAUUUGAAUAUUAAGGAUUGAGUUUUAGAGCUAAAAGAGAAUUUGAAGAUUUUCUAGUCAAAGCCCCUCAUUUUCCAGAUAAGAAACAGAAUCAUAGAUCCUGGGUAAUUUGUCCAAGUAAACUCAAUUAGGAUAGGAGCUCAGACCAAAACCUCUGCUUCCUGGGGUUGAUGAUGACUAGCACAGGACUCAGCGAUAGAGUACAGUCCAGCAAAGUCAGGUCUUUAAAGAUGCAGAGCCUGUCAUGGGCCCACACUGGGCGAGGUGCUGGAGUUGCAAAGACGAACAGGGAGCUCCCUGUCUAAUGGUACAGCCUGGUACGUAAACAGCCAUAGUGCCAUGGGAUAAAGAAGUACUGCAAAUAAGACAAAGGUUACGUGAAUAAAGAAGUCUAUUCUACCCUUCCCAUAAACCUCAUGCCACGAGGUAUCUUAUUUAUUAUAUUAUCUUGCUUAGCAAACCUUUUUAUUUUUUCUAUAUAGUAUAUGAACUGUGUAAGCUUUGGCCCUACCUAAGUUAUAUUAUCAUAAAUUAUGAUUCGAGGAAUCAAAAUCAAAUGAGGGACUUCCCUGGAGGUCCAGUGGUUAAGACUCUGCACUUCCACUGUGGGGGGCACAGGUUCGAUCCUGGUCAGGGAACUAAGAUCUGAUGUGCCAUGCGGCGUGGCCAGAAAAAAAAAAAAGAAAUGUUGAUUUAAAAAAAAUCAAAUGAAAUUUUAUUGUAUUGAGUGUUUUCUGCAGAGGGUGCUGUGAUAUCCAACUUUUACUCUAUAGUUUUUUAAUUGUAUUUUCUUGAAUAUAUUUGAAAAAAUACCAUUAAGAAGAUUGAAGUUUUCCCCAGAGCCUGCCACAAGCUGUUAUAAUCUUAGUGUGUAAGAUGGAAGCCCUCUUUUCACUAUUUCUUUUUUCAUCUAUGUUUAAAAUUAUAGAAGUAAUAUGUAUUCAUUGUUAACAAAAAUCAAAUAAUAUAAAGAAGUGUGUAAAAGAUGAGCAUUCUCCUUUACACAUACACACCAAUUUUCUUUCCCAAGAGCUAAUCAAUAUCAGCUUGGUCUAUAUCCUUCCAUAUAUUUGCAUGUGUGUGUAUAUACACUUUUAUACACCUACACACAUAUAUAAAUAUGUAAAUGUACAUACAUAGCUAUUAACUUAAAACUAGAGUCAAAUUAGUAUUAUUAGUCUAAUUGACUUUUUUUAACUCAGGAGUUGUAAGGUCUUUAAAGUAUAAAAAUAUUGAAACACUCAAAAUGUAUCUAGUAGACAUUUAAUAAAGAUGAAAACAUUUGAAGUAUAGUUAUCUUUAUGUGUGUUUUCAUACUCACUAAACAUUUUAUUUUAUGAAAAAUACUGUCCUAUUUUAAGCAAACUCUUAUGGCUAAGAGAUAUAUUUUUUAUUACAGAAUUAGGAUUUUUCCAGACACUUAGCACCUAAGUAAUAUUUGUAUAUAUGUUGUGGAAAAUGCUGCUUGAAGGAAUGAUAGAGGCUGAGAGAGUUUGAAAUAUUUAUCCUCUGACUUGCCAAACCAUAAAAAUGCAACAAAAUGUACUGAGGUAAGACCUAAGAUGCUACUCUGAUGGCUCAGGAAGCAUCCCAAUAUCUCAGCAAUUUAAUAUAAGAGUGAUCAUGAUAAGGUGGAUAUGUGUAGCCAGAUCUGUUUUCAUAAUGUUUUAUAUAUCAGUAUUGUAAUAACUUAGCAUGCCAACAGACACAGGUUUACACUCACAUUCUGCUUUCUCUUCUGUUUUACUCUAUAUUUUUGAAAACUGUCCAUACUGAUCUAGCUUCAGUCGGUAAUAGCCUCACUGAUGGGCACUUAGGGCAUAUCAACCUUAUAACGCUACAAUAAAAAUCCUAUACACAUAUGUUGUGGUCAUGUAUGACACCCUUUUCAGGAUAGCUUUCUUGAAGCAAAAUCACUGAAUCGAAGGGUAUGAACAUUUUAAAUAUUGAUAGAUACCGCUAAAUUGCCUUCUCACCGAUAACAUAUAAGCAUUUCCAUUUCAGCCAUUUCCAACCACACUGGAUACUAUCAGCCUUUUAGUUUUUGCCAGGUAAGUUUAAGUAUGAAUAAGGACAAGGUAAUGUUUUAUGGAGAGAAAUCCAGUAGUAAGAGGUACUGGGUAAGAGUGUGGGCACAACCAGUAACAACCAAAUGCCUGUCCUCCAGGGGCUCCUGCCUAGUUGCAGAGACCAACAAAUAAAAGAAUAACGAUGCAAGGUGAUAACUGAGAGAGGAGAAGGACAUUAAAAACGUCAAGAGAAACAGAUUAGCACCAAAUCUGCCUGCAGGGCUUGGGGAAGGUUUUCCUUCAUGAGAAAAUAAUAUUUGCUCUGAUGAUUGAAAGACGAGGAGAAACUCACUAUUAAGGAAGGUGGGAAAGGGCAUUCCAGGCAGGGAAGCAGCGUGGAGAAAGGCAUAUGGAGGCGUGAGUAUGAUUGGCAGUGGUGCAAGGUGGGAGUGAAGGGAAAGAUGUGGGCAAUUGGCUGUCAGGUUAGUCAGACCCUACCUACCAAGAAGGGUUUCCAGAGAGGGGUCAUGUAAUCAGAACUAUUUCAUAGAAAGAUAUUCUGGAUGCCUUGUAGAGAAUGAAUUGAGACCAAAAGUAUAUGUUACAGCUGGGAAAGAGAGGUUGAAGUCACUGCAGACAUUUCCCUGAAAAUAUCUGAAAACAAAACAAAUUGUGGUUUGACCACACAGUGUACUCUGUGUGGUUUGGGUCAUGAUACCUUUAUUCAACAAGUGUGUAUUGAAACCGUACCAUGAGUUCAGCAGAGCUAGAUGCUGAAAGAACUCAAAAAGCCAAUGAAAUAGCCACUGUUUUUUCAACACCUACAAUACACCAGGCACUUUUUAUACUUUGUCUAAUCUUUACAUUUGUCCUGCAGUAUCACAAAUGAGAAAACUGCGGUUGUUAAAGAAGCAGAGGGACUUCCCUGGUGGCGCAGUGGUUAAGAAUCCACCUGCCAGUGCAGGGGACACCAGUUCGAGCCCUGGUCUGGGAAGAUCCCACAUGCCGCAGAGCAACUAAGCCCGUGAGCCACAACUACUGAGCCUGCACUCUAGAGCCCAUGCACCACGACUACAGAAGCCCGCAUGUCACAACUACUGAAGCCCGCACGCCUAGAGCUUGUGUUCCGCAACAAGAGAAGCCACCACAAUGAGAAGCCCGCACACCGCAACGAAGAGUAGCCCCCACUCACCGCAACUAGAGAAAGCCCGCACGCAGCAACAAAGACCCAACGCAGCCAAAAAUAAAUAAAUAAAUUUAUUUAAAAAAAAAACAGAAACAGAACAAGAUGCCAGAACUGGUUCACUCCAAGCCCCACUCUCGUUCAUGGACUCAGUCUCUCUGAUUCUCCUCUACCUUCUUCCCUCCCUCUCUUCCUUCCUUCCUUCCCUCCUUCCCUUCCUUCCUUUCUUCCUCUCUACCUCCCUCCCUUCCAUCUUCCCUCCUCUUUUAAUAUUUAUCUUCAGCUAAGUUAUAUAGGUGAAUAGUUCUAAAAGUCACAUAUUUACACAAGAAUUCUAUAUCAAUUCUAUAUAAAUCAGAGUUAAGCUUAUUUGUUAGUAACAGAGACUGGAUGUAAGUACUUUAAAUAAGGUAGAAAUUUAUUUUUUCUUUCAUGUACAAGAAAUCUGGAGGAAAGCAGUCCAGGAUUGAAUUGAUGGUUUCACAUUCGUCAGGAAAACAGCUCCUCCUGACUUUUUGCCCUGUGCUUUUGUCUUCAUCCUCAAGUUUUUUGAUCUCCAUCCUUUGUGUGCCUAGUUUCCAUCUUCCAGUUUUCCUCAAGGUCCACAGUAACCGAGGGAGCUCCAGACAUCACAUCAAGUAUUAGGCAAAGGAAGUAGGAGAAAAAAGGGUGUUCAGAGCAAAAAAACCCAAACCAAACCAAACCAAACCAAUAAACUAAAACAGACGUUUCCUUCUCAUGGCAACUGUUUCAGCUAUAUAUUGCUGCAUAAGUAACCAGCUCCAAAUUUAGUUUCUGAAAACAAUAAUUUGUUUUGCUCACUAGUUUGCAGUUUGGACAGAGCUUGGUGGGAAAGGCUUGUCUCCACUCAUAUUUAGCUGGCAUGGUCCACCUUCAAGAGAACUCACACAGAUGUCAGGUUGGCACUGGCUGUCAGGUAUAGACUUUGGAACGUCUCCAUAGGCUGCUUGGGCUUCCUCAUGGCAUGGUGGCUGGAUUCCAAGGCAAAUGUCUCAAGGAAACAAGGUAGAAAUACAAUCAGGAUCUAGCCUCAGAAGUCACACAGCAUUCUGUUGGUCAAAUAAGUCACAGCAGGUCAUGAGAUUCAAGGGGACUGGGCAUACCCUCCUCCUCUUGAUGGUCAAGUGGCAAAAUUCUAGAAGAGCAUCUGGGAUGGGAAAUAUUACUGUGGUCAUCUUUGGAGAAUAUAAUGUUGCGUCUCAGUCCAUUUGGGCUGCUAUAACAAACUGCCAUAGAUUGCGUGGCUUAUGUGCAACAGAAAUUUAUUUCACACGGUUCUGGAGAUAGGUAAGUCCAAGAUCAAGGUCUGGUGAGGACCCACGAGGCUUGUGGGAUCUUAGUUCCCCAACCAGGGGUUGAACCUGGGCCCUUGACCCCCAGGGAAUUCCCUGGGCCUCUUUUUUUUAACAUCUUUAUUGAAGUAUAAUUGCUUUACAGUGUUGUGUUAGUUUCUGCUGUAUAACAGAGUGAAUCAGCUAUAUGCAUAUGUGUUUCCCCAUAUCCCCUCCCUCUUGGGUCUCCCUCCCACCCUCCUUAUCCCACCCCUCUAGGUGGUCACAAAGCACCAAGCUGAUCUCCCUGUGCUGUGCAGCUGCUUCCCACUAGCUGUCUAUUUUACAUUUGGUAGUGUAUAUAUGUCCAUGCCACUCUCUCACUUUGUCCCAGUUUACCCUUCCCCCUCCCCGUGUCCUGAAGUCCAUUCUCUACUCCUGGCCUCUUUUAUAAAAGUACUAAUCCCAUGUGAGCGUUCUGCUCUCAUGGCCUAAUCACUUCCCCAAAGCCCCAUCUCUAAAUACCCUCACAUGGAGGGUUAGGUUUCAAGAUACGAAUGUGGGGAGGAUAUAAACAUUCAGUUUAUAGCAUGCUGCAAUAUUUUUUUGUUUUCCUGGAGUUUUUCAUUUGAUAUCAAUAGUUUUUCUUAUCACGCUCACAAAUUCGUUCCUAAGCCACCCAGUGAAGCUGUUAAUGUCUUCUCAGUAUGUUCAAACACCUGGGGUAAUUUCUUCCUCCUACUCUUUCUGAGGCAUUUGUGCUAGAGCCUUUGGUCCUCUUCUCCAAGCUAGACUGGUUGCUCUUUUUUUUUUUUUUUUUUCUUUUUUUGGCCGUGCUGCACGGCUUGUGGGAUCUUAGUUCCCCAACUAGGGAUCAAACCCGGGCCUUCGGCAGUGAAAGCACGGAGUCCUAACCACUGGACCGCCAGGGAAUUCCUUAGACUGGUUGCUCUGUAUGCCUGCUGCACAGCUAUUGUUCCAAGUUCUCCCCCAUCAUUCUGGGAAUUCUGUUCACUUAUUUGUGCAUUGAAUCCCUGGUUUUCUGGAUCCAAUGCUCCAGUUUUUGCUCUAUUCUCUUGUUUUGGUGAAGUACACCAUUCAGAAGUCUCCUGAGACGGGGUGUAUAGUGGGAUGAAUGGUGGCCCCCCAAAGCUUAUGUCUCCAUCCUAAGCCUCAGAAUCUGUGACUAUUUCCUAAUUUGGAAAAAGGGUCUUUGCAGAUGUAAUUAAGUUACAGAUCUCAAGAUGAGAUUAUCCUCGAUUAUCUAGGUUGUUCCUAAAUCCAAUGAGAAGUGUUCUUCUGAAAGAAGAGGAGGAGAUGCAGAAACAGAGAAGAGGGCCUUGUGAAGAUGGAGGAAGAGAUUGGAGUGAUACAGUCGCAGAGAAUGACUGGGGCUGCCAGAAGCUGGAAGAGACAAGGAAGCAUUCAGCUUUAGAGCCUCCAGAGGGAGUAUAGCCCUGCUGAUACCUCACUUUCACACUUCUGGCUUCCAGAACUGCAAGAGAAUACAUUUGUGUUUUUUUAAGCCACCAGGUUUGUGGUAACUUGUUACGGCAGCCUUGGGAAACUUAACACAGGGCACAUAGGCAUAAACAACAUUUUUGAAAACUGUUAAUUAUGCAUGCAUUCUUGAUUUAUUGUUUGGCUGGGUAUGGAAUUCUAGUUGCAAAAUAAUGAUUUUUUAUAUUUAUAUUUAUCUUUCCUGAUACAUUUAUAAGUUAGCAUUCUUCUCUAAUUAAGAGCUUUUUCUGUCCCCUCUUUGUGUAUUUUCUGUUUUACUAUCAGACUAUUCAAUGUGUAUCAUCAAUUCCUAUCAUUAUUCAAUGUGUAUCAUCAGUUCCUAUCAUUAUUCAAUAUGAUGCUCACAUUGCCCCCAAUUUUAACCAGUGAGAACCCCUUCAAGUUGGCUUUUGUGUCUUUUUGAUAUGUUCCCAUAAGUCAUUUAGCUCAAAGCCCAUCAUGUAUUUUCUCUCUGUCCCACCUCUGGAACCAGCCAUUUCUCUAAGAACUGGACCAUUUACUGGGGAAUAGUAUUUGGAAACUAAGAUCUGAGUCUUAUCAUGACAUUCUCCUUUCUUACCUUUCAUAUAUGACUUAUUUUUUUAAUCUCUCUGGAAUCUUUUAGGAAUUUCUCCCUGGCCCCAUCCAGUGUUCUGAAAUUUCAUGUUAAUGUGCCUUGGGUUUGUUUUUCCAUUUCUUGUAGCUUUUUCAAUCUAAAGACUCAGCCUUCAGUUCUAGAAAAUGGUCUUCAGUUAUUUCUUCGUGAUUUUCUCCCCUCCAUUUUGUCUAUUUUUCUUUCUGGAACUCCUAUUAUUUGGAUGUUGGGUUUUCCAGAUAAAUCUUUUUCCUCUUCUGGCCACGUCUUCAAAUAUAAUACAUUAUCAUAUACUGAUUGCAUAUAACAAGGCUCAAGGUAAUAACAGCUUUAUGGUUGGUGAGACUCUAAGCCAUAUAAUGUAGGGGACUUGGAGACAGCCUGUGUCUCCCUGAAGCAAUGGUGGUAUGUGAGAGAGAUGGUGUAAUGGAAAAAACAGUGGAUUGAAAGGCAGACAAAUGUAUUCUACCCUCAGUUCUGCCACUUACUAGUUUAAGGAUUGUGAUAGAUUGUCUACAGAUGUGGUUGCCAACAACUCCUUCCACUCAUGUAAACAUAAUGUCUCUCCCUUUAUGAAGAGGUGGAAUCUAUUUCCCCUUCCCUUGAAUCUGGGUUAUAUGACUUCCCUUAAUCAAUGGGAUGCAGCGGAAGUGGCACUGUUCCACUUCUGGGCCCGUCAGCUUCCACUUUCACUCUUGAAGAUCAGUAACUACCCUGCUGGAGGGAGGCCCUUGUGGAUCUUCCAGCCUCAUUUGAGUCUCCCUAGACAACGCUAAAUAGAUAGACCAGAUAUGCGCUGACUCCAUGAACUCUGCCCUGUGUGGAAUCAUGAACAAAUACGUCAGUGGUGGUUUUAAGUUUCUAAGAUUUGGAGGUGGUUUAUUUCCUAGUAAUAGGUCACUGAAACAGAAGUUAGUAUGUGGAUGUGGAGUGUUGCUAUAACAAAAACCUAAAAUAUAUGACAUUGACUUUACUUGCAGACAGUAACCAGAGAGAAGACUGUUAGUGGAGGUUGGAAAAGUGGUAAGGAAAUUGCUACAGAAGGCUGGAGAAAAGGCAACCCAGGUUAUGUAUUGGCAGAAUGUUUAACAUUACUGUUGCCUGUGGUAACAUGAGUGAUAAGAAAAUGUGCCUAAUGAACUUGUGGAUCUAGUCAAGGAGAUUUCCAGGCAGAAUGCUGAAGAUGCCAGUGGUCUUUUUUAGCCACUUAUGAUAAAGUACAACAAGAAAAAAAAUGCACUAAAUAAAGAUCUGUUUGGUUUUCAAGCAGAAUUCUAGCCAAUGAAAGGUUUGCAAAGUAAGAAACGGCCUCAGAAUAAAGAUCGAAUCACAUGUGGCUGCAAAACUUUUUUUUAUUUUUAAAAUUCCAGAAACAUUUAAUGUGGUACUUUGAAGACCAUCUCAGGGCUUCUAAGAAUCUUAAGUGCAUUGUUCCCGCCUGACAAGCUCAAAGUAAAGAGAGAGAUCUAUUAUUAGAAAGAAUAAUCAAUGUGAAUUUUGGAGCAUGGAGUUAAGCCUCAUUAAGAUUUACAGAAAUUCCACAAUGUUUUUGAGAAAAUUGCAUUGGAUAUGAAUUUUGGAGCAUGGAAUGAAUCUCAGUAAGAUUUAUAGAAAAUCCACAGAAUUUUAAAGAUAAUUGUGUUAAUGAAAGGACUGCCAGGUUGGACACAGAAACAGUUGAAAAGAAGUCUCUGGGCCUUCAAGUUUCUACUAGCAUGAAGCAGGUUGAGAGAGCUACUCAACUACAAAUAUGGACCAUUCUUAAGGGAAAGGAAAGACAUCUCAGAGAGUGGAAUCAAGAGGCCAGAAGGCAAAGCCAAAAACCGAUCAGAUGAUGGAUUAAAGCAAAGAUUGGCAAACUACAGCCCAUAAAGUCAACCCAGCCUAUUUUUGGAUAGCCCACAAGCUAAGAGGCCUGGCAGCUUCAGCUUUUGCUUCUUGAGAGCCAGCUUCCGUUAUUAUCCUGGUGUAGAGAGGAGGACCUGGCAGAUGAGAGUCCAAGGGACGGAGAGAACCAGCCUGCUCUCAGCCAUCCUAGCAACCCUAGCUGAGGCACCAAAUGAGUGAAGUUCCUUUCCAUCCUACAACCCUAGUUGAGCUGCCCCAUCCAACACCAUGGAAAAGAGACAAGCUGUUGCCCCUGAGUCCUGUCCAUAUUGCAAAAUCAUGAGCAAAUAAAUGGUUUUAUUUAUGUUUGAA
This is a messenger RNA of Orcinus orca (killer whale), 16550 nucleotides long. RefSeq names its product interactor of little elongation complex ELL subunit 2 (gene ICE2). Lineage: Eukaryota; Metazoa; Chordata; Mammalia; Artiodactyla; Delphinidae. The coding region runs from base 458 to 3442 and encodes 994 amino acids. Gene Ontology annotation, cellular component: transcription elongation factor complex. Gene Ontology annotation, biological process: positive regulation of transcription by RNA polymerase III; snRNA transcription by RNA polymerase III; snRNA transcription by RNA polymerase II. The record is from RefSeq and is a predicted model, not a curated record. The transcript is spliced from 21 exons.